Messenger RNA from Sphaeroforma arctica JP610, 359 nucleotides. RefSeq lists its product as hypothetical. The transcript has a single exon. The annotation marks the transcript as partial. NCBI's taxonomy places the organism in Eukaryota, Ichthyosporea, Ichthyophonida. The record is from RefSeq and is a predicted model, not a curated record.
GCUUCCUAGACAGGUAUCCCGCGGUAGAAGACGAUAGUGGGUACACAAGUAGUGAUGCUAGUGCCACAAUGCCAUCAUUGAUGUCGAGUAGUGGCAGCGAAGAGGAAGAGACGCCGAGACCGAACGAUCAGCACGACCGAUGGAAUCAGCAAAAGGAAUCUGAAGGGAACAAUGGACGCUUCAGGCUCAAUAGAAUCAGUAUGGCUAGACAGCUCGAACGUUUCAGGCUUCCUAGACAGGUAUCUAACUUUACUGUGGCUCCAAGAACGGAGGCAAACAAUGACACUACGACCAAACCCAAGAAGCCCACGACCGAACCCAAGAAGCAAUCGAAUCAGGAACAGACAUCUGAAGUAUAA